AUCACGCUGUAUGGUCAAAAUCUGGACGUAGGCUCAAGUGUGCAGGUGCAAAUUGGAAACGUUCCUUGCAAUGAUGUCCUGCGCAACUCAAGCUCAUCGCUAUCUUGUGUCAUCUCCCGCGCAACCGCACCAUCAAAACUGGCCGAAGUCAUCGUAUCCAUCGACAACGCCACUAUGAAGGUGCCAGGAUCGUUUGAGUUUCGCCCCGAUCCGACCGUGGCGUCCGUCUACCCGCUUGUCAGCUUUAAAUCCGGUGGAAGAAUGGUUACAGUUGAGGGUACGAAUUUCGAUGCGGUGCUGACGGCCCGUAUGUUCUUUGUGUCGUCCACUUCACCUCCGUUUGAGAUCGUCUCGAAGCUGUCCAAUUGCCAGAUCCAGAACGCAACAUUCAUGUUCUGCCUCACACCGCAGUUGCUUGCUGGACCACACUCCAGGUCAUCCUACUCGAAGCUGCUCGUCAAUAAAAAAUCGGAUAGCCCUUCCAGAUUUCCUUUGGGAUUUGCGAUGGACAAUGUGACGUUGGUUCGUAAUCUCGGUCAUCGGAUUCAGAUGCGAAUCGUUCCCGAUCCCCAAUUCGCUCCUUUCAAAGCUAUGUACUACACAGCAUUCGCUUCAGGAAUCCGCAUACAUCAAGGAGAUCAGCCUCUGAUCCUUGACGGAAGUCACCUGAACGAGGCCGCUGAACCUCAGGACUACAAGAUUUUCGUCGGUUCGGAGAGAUGCUAUGUGACUUUGGUCGACUCGAGGCAGUUGGUGUGUAAUGGACCUACAGCUCAACCGGAGCCCACGGAUGAACGUGGUCAACCGAUUGUCGGUGGUCUACCACUGGUCUCCGUUACCGUUGGACGACUUCGAACAGAGCUGGGGCUCAUCGAAUAUGUGGAUCCAAUUGCCACUCUUCGCCUAUGGGUUCUGGUUGUGACAGCCCUUGCAGCGUUGUGCUCCUUGUUAGUGCUGCUCGCGUUCCUUUGGAAGAAACGUCGAGCGGAACGCGAACGCGACUACAGGAAAAUACAGAUGCAAAUGGAGCAUCUUGAGAGCAACGUGCGGAAAGAGUGCAAGCAGGCUUUCGCUGAGCUGCAAACCUCUAUGGAAAGCUGUGGAGACGAUGACUAUGAAGGUACCGAUGUCACAACGUUACUCGAGUUUAUACACCGUCUUUUGUGGGAGGAUAAUGGCUGGACACAUUCACCGUCACUCUAUGCGUCCACUCUGCCAGUUACUCUAGCCCAGUUUGAUGCCUUACUAAGCUGUAAACAGUUUGUGUUUUCGAUCGUGGAAACGGCGGAGUCAGAAUCGGGUAUGUCAUUGAGCGAGAGGUCGAUGCUCUCCUCACUGUUGAUCGCCGUACUGUUACGCAACUUCCAGUACUGUACCGAUGUCGUGUUAUCGCUUCUGAGGGCUCAUAUCGCCAAAAGUGUUCAUGCCGGCACUAGUGAUAUGCUGUUUCGCAAAAGCGACAGCGUUGUGGAGAAAAUGGUGUCGAAAUGGUUGGCGAUUUGUCUCUAUGAUUCGAUAUCCCAAUAUCAAGCACAUAAGUACAGCACUUUAUUCAAGGCCUUAAAAUACCAAACUGAAAGAGGUCCUGUGGAUGCUGUCACUGGAAAUGCUCGAUACACGAUUAAUGAGGCAAAACUGCUGCGGAGACGUCGACCCUUCUUCUCAGUGACUGCCUGUGAUGACACUUGA
Molecule: messenger RNA, 1689 nt
Organism: Ostertagia ostertagi
Lineage: Eukaryota; Metazoa; Nematoda; Chromadorea; Rhabditida; Trichostrongylidae
Source: the annotation of a GenBank genome assembly